This is a messenger RNA of Halichondria panicea, 987 nucleotides long. RefSeq lists its product as uncharacterized. The coding region runs from base 150 to 815 and encodes 221 amino acids. The record is from RefSeq and is a predicted model, not a curated record. The transcript has 5 exons. Lineage: Eukaryota; Metazoa; Porifera; Demospongiae; Suberitida; Halichondriidae.
UCAUUUAAUUUAUGGUAAAGUCCCCCGCAUUAACUGGCGGAUAUAAAAAGGAUGAACGGAAUAAAUACAGUCUCAAAACUGGUUGGUUGUGAAUUGAAUUCGAACCAGUGAACUAUCAGCAGAAAGACAUAGCAGACUGAACCUCAGACAUGACGAGUGAGAAUGCUGAGGUGUACCCAGGCAAUGCUGCCUAUCCUAAUCAAACGUUCUCUCCUAACCAGCCACCACCCUCUCAACCUUACCCUGGCUACCCGCCAGCUGAUCCUGGAAUGACCGCCUACGACCCCACGAAACAACAAAUGGGACCAGGAGUGCCAGCAGGUGGAAAUCCACCACCAUACCAUCAACCAGCUGCAUACCCUUCUCACCAGCAACCAAUGUUCGCUCCACCUCAACCAGUUGCCCAGCAACAGAGCAGCAGCAAUGUGGUGGUAGUGAAUUCUCAGCCCACUACAGUGCCUACCACAGUGCAGGUGACAAGAAAUGAUCAAUCAGCUUUCAUCUUUGCCAUAGUGGUCACGCUCAUCCUGUUCUUUUGUGGCUGCUGGUGGUCUUUUGCCUGCACAAUACCUGCUAUGGUGCUCGGUAGCAUGGCAUCCUCUGCAGGGAGUAGAGGGGACACUGACACUAAACGCAAGUACGAAAAGAUAUCUAUGGCACUCACAGUGGUAGCUAUCGUGACCCAAGUGUUGGGAUUUAUCAUUGUGGUUGGUACAGCAGUGGGGAUUGUCAUUUCAGGGGCUAGUGCGGCUAGAUCAAUCGUCACGUCAUGCUCCUCGAGUCGUUUCUCGUCAAAUUAUUGCGGCUUUGACUGAUAUGACUUACAGUUUGAACUUUGAACACUGGACAAACAUUGCAUGAACCAUUAUUAUAAUUAUUGGCUAUAAAUUGUCAUUAUAAUAGAUAGAAUUUUCCCUAGUUGACAAUAUAUUAUUAUUAUAUUGCUUAAUUUUCCAAUAAAGUUAUUAAUGAAACUAUAUACACAAU